Molecule: messenger RNA, 985 nt
Organism: Paramecium tetraurelia
Lineage: Eukaryota; Ciliophora; Oligohymenophorea; Peniculida; Parameciidae
Exons: 2
Source: RefSeq, a predicted model, not a curated record
AUGGAAUUCAUUCAAGAAAUAACACUACUAAAGGAAUCCUUCUUGGAAUUUAUAAUCAAAGUAACUCCUGUGUUUACAGAAUCCAUAUUGGAAUAAUUUAACUCAAAAUGGAAUCCCUUGAAAAAACUAUUAAGUGAUCCUUCUAAAAGUGCGAGUGAUGUUUUCCUAUUGGUUUCUUCCAUGUCCUCCUUAAAAAAGAGCACUACUUCAUCCACAUCAGCCACUUCCCCAAAUUCAGAUUGCAGUGUCCAAAAAAUAACAAAAGACAGACAAUUCAGCCAAGAAAUACAAUUAACCUCUAGACUAAAAAGAGAUAACCAAAGUAAAAGAGCAGGCCAAUCCGUUAUUGUAUAAAGAGCUUAAAAUAGGUAAUCUUUAUAUCAAAACAACAUUUUCCUAAAUACUCCACGCGCAAGACCAACUUCAUAAUAGGAAAUAGGGAGUAACAAUGAAAAAAUGUAUGAGGAAGAUAUGAAAGCCAAGAUAUUGAAAGAUGAUAUUAAAUGUAUGAUGUUGUUAUUUACUGAGUUAGUUUUAAAUCAACUGAGAGUAUAAACUCCAGAGAAAAAGGUUAGUGUGACUGUAAGAUGCAAUCUAGGAUUGAAAUUGUCUGAAGCUAUUAGUUAAUUUCGUAAAGAUAACUUCACUUUGAAAACCGUACAUGAAAGAAGCACUGAAAUAAUGAGUCCCUAAUCAGAACGCUCAGAAUCACCACUUUUAUUUGUCUACAGGCCAAAGAACUAGUAUUUCUAACAGCCUGUGCUUAUGUAAUAAUAAUAAGCAGGAGCAUUAAAAGGAUAUAGUAUCUACUCAAAAAAAGGUUAUAUACAACCAAUACAAUUUGAUGUUCAAUUUUAGAUGCUCAGACAACAACACUAGAAUAAUAUCACCUAUAGGAAAUUGUAUAUUUGAAAAUCAUUCAAGAUUGAUCAAUUUUGUAUUAUAUAUGUAAUAUCUGUUAGAUAUUAAAUAAUUCCUAAUAUUA